Messenger RNA from Ceutorhynchus assimilis (cabbage seed weevil), 788 nucleotides. NCBI's taxonomy places the organism in Eukaryota, Metazoa, Arthropoda, Insecta, Coleoptera, Curculionidae. The record is from the annotation of a GenBank genome assembly.
GCAACGAGGUAAUUUGCAGAAAUCUGUAAUAUCACAAAGAUGUGAAAUUUUUUUAGGUUAACUUUUUCAUGUUGUUGCUCUGUUGGAUCUUGGUUUGUUUAUACAGUUUCUGUAAUUUUUUAAAAUAACAUGCCGAAACUAAGACAAUUGGAGAAAUGUAAGCAUCCGAACAGCAGGAAAACCAAAGCCCUAGCCAAACAGAUGAAAAAACAAACUACAAAAGAAAAGUCGAAACUUUCCUCGAACAUCAAACAAAAUCUGCUUGGCGAAAAAUUGGUUUGGUUUAGAGACAAUUUGGAUCAAGAAAAAGAUACUUGUUCGCCUUCUGAGAUUGAACAGUUGAUUUUGAAAUACUUAGGUCGAUUUGACGAUGAAUUGGAACAAAUAAAGUUGAAACAUUCAAUUGGUCAGAGAAAGAAUAGACAACAUGCAAACCGAGAAGAUAUAAUAAAUAUGACUGUAAAGGGAGAAAAAGAAGAGUUUAAAACUUGUGGAAUUGAACUGUGCGAUUUAUUGAAUCCGGUACAACUGAAACAAUUGAAAAACUGGAAUGGAGAACUGAGGUUUUUACAAAAUUUCAAAUUGAGAAGGUUUAGUUUAUCAUUUUUGGUGAAUAGCAGCAAAAAAAAGGAAAUUAUUAAUCAGGAGGAAUCUACUUUAAAGAAAUCAAAUCUUGAAGUUGCCAAUGAACCUGAGAGUGACAAAAUUCCUACUGAAUCUACUAUGGAUAUUGAUAAUUGAACAAAUUGUAUAUGUUUCAAAGACACUUGAAUAUAAUUGAGAAAGAU